AUAACCCAUUAGACGUCACCAUGAUUAGAGCAGUAAUUUUGACGAUCUGCAUCGCUUUGGCGUUUGCUGGUUAUGACAAGAGACAGAGACAUUUUCCGUAUUACGGAUCCAGUGUUCGCUCUCUAUAUGGUGGAUAUGGUGGAUAUGGCGGAUAUGGUGGAUAUGGCGGAUAUGGUGGAUAUGGCGGAUAUGGUGGAUAUGGCGGAUAUGGCGGAUAUGGUGGAUAUGGCGGAUAUGGUGGAUAUGGCGGAUAUGGCGGAUAUGGUGGAUAUGGCGGAUAUGGUGGAUAUGGCGGUUAUGGUGGAUAUGGCGGAUAUGGAGGGAAUGGUGUAAGCUCUCCAUAUGGCGGAUAUGGCGGAUACGGUGUAGGUUCUCCCUAUGGGGGAUACAGUUUACUGGGUUCCCAAUAUGGCGGGUUUGGUUCUCCGAGCAAUUAUCCAUUUUAUAGACGGCAUCGAAAGAGCGUAUACUAAGACCUUCCCAGCAUGAAAAAUAGACAGACCGAUGACAGGACAGCCGGCUUAUACCUAAUAAAAUGAGUUAUUGUUAAAAUCAUUCAAAUAAAAAUGCAGCAUUUA
Saccostrea echinata is the source of this 578-nucleotide messenger RNA. RefSeq names its product prisilkin-39-like. NCBI's taxonomy places the organism in Eukaryota, Metazoa, Mollusca, Bivalvia, Ostreida, Ostreidae. The transcript has 3 exons. The record is from RefSeq and is a predicted model, not a curated record. Bases 21 to 473 code for a protein of 150 amino acids.